UACUUGGCACUUCUAAAUACAGUAAAAAUUUUAAAAAUAGAAGCAUCAGUUGAAUAUUUGUAACUUUUGAAGAAUUCGAAGAGUUCCUUUUAACCAGGUCUCGCGUGUGUGUGUCCGCCGUCGUGGGUGCCGCUGCCGCUGACGCGAUAUAUUGUAAUUACAUAUAUCCCGAGAUUAAUCGAGACUUAUAGAUACGCCGCUGCCGCCUCGCCGCCGCCGCCGCGUUGAUAACAUAUUCCGGGAGUCCCCACUUUGCAAGUAACAAACAGAACCGUGGACGACCACGCAGCUGAAACCGUUGCCGCCAUGCCCGGAGCCGGCACGUUCAAGCUUUUCAUCGGUAACCUCGACGAGAAGACGCAGGCCACCGAGCUGCGGGCACUAUUCGAGAAGUACGGCACGGUCGUUGAGUGCGACGUGGUGAAGAACUAUGGUUUCGUGCACAUGGAAACGGAGCAGCAGGGUCGCGACGCCAUCCAGAAUCUGAACGGUUACGUGUUGAAUGACAAUGCCAUCAAGGUGGAGGCGGCCAAAAGUCGACGGGCCCCGAAUACCCCGACGACGAAAAUCUUCGUGGGAAAUCUAACGGAUAAAACGCGGGCGCCGGAGGUGCGGGAACUUUUCCAAAAAUACGGCACCGUCGUCGAAUGCGACAUUGUGCGCAAUUAUGGGUUCGUGCAUCUGGACUGUGUCGGCGAUGUGCAGGAUGCCAUCAAGGAGCUGAAUGGUCGCGUCGUUGACGGCCAGCCGCUCAAAGUGCAAGUGUCAACGAGUCGUGUACGGCCCAAGCCGGGCAUGGGCGAUCCGGAGCAGUGUUAUCGUUGCGGCCGUUCCGGUCAUUGGUCGAAAGAGUGUCCGCGCCUCUAUGGCAGCGCCGGAGGCGGACGCGAGCCCCCGUCGCCGCUCAGCGCUGGCGGCUACAGGGACCGAAUGUACGGUCGCGAUCCGUAUCCGCCGCCACCACCUCCUCCGCCUUUCCUGCGUGACCGCAUCAUGGAUGGCUUUAGGGAUUACGAUUACUAUGACCGUCGCUUCGAGGAUUCCCGGGAUCUGUAUGAGCGCCGCUAUCAGACGUCGCGUAUGCGCGAUUUUGCGCCGCCACCGCCCAUUUCGCGUCGCGAGCCAAUGCCCUUGCCGCCCCCCUUGAGCGGCAGCCUGCGUUCGUGCAGCGUCACACGUGGAUAUGAUACGAUGUUUAGUCGCCGAUCGCCGCCUCCGCCGCGUAGCAGCAACGGAAUGAGUCGUUAUGGCUCCCCGACACCGCACGGCUAUGAGGACUUUAGCCGGGACUCGUUCGAUGAACGGAUGAUCUCGUCGCGCGGCAUGCGUGGUCCCUCACCUCCGGGUCGCCGAUAUGCGCCCUACUGAGAUGAGUUUUACUAUCACGGCAGCAGCUGAGUGGCGGUCGCAUAUCCCAUGACUAUGUCCCCGUUCCACACGCUCUACCAUUUGCCAAACACACCGAGGGGUGCCGCCGCGGACUGUUGUUGGCUCUUCUGCUGGCCGCCAGCGGCCUACUAUCACCACUAUCAGCACAUGCUGCUGCCAGCCCUUUCACAACUCUGGUUGCCGCCCUGGUGAACCACGCCCGCCCCCCCUAUACUACUAAGUCUCCCCCUACAUACACUAUAAUUCGUAAAUUUAAACUAUAAAGUAAUCAAGAACCACUUGUAGUAGCAUCCUCCUAAAAAAUGCAUAACUCUGCCGAGAGACUAGACAACGACGACACAUCCCCACUCUGCGAUUCGUCCCAUCGGCAGGACAUCAAUAAUGUUUACCAAUAAAGAGCAUAAGCGGUCGUUAUGCAAAAAUA
This is a messenger RNA of Drosophila bipectinata, 1813 nucleotides long. It is a transcript of the gene lark, whose product is annotated as RNA-binding protein lark. Gene Ontology annotation, cellular component: nucleus. NCBI's taxonomy places the organism in Eukaryota, Metazoa, Arthropoda, Insecta, Diptera, Drosophilidae. Gene Ontology annotation, molecular function: mRNA binding; zinc ion binding. The record is from RefSeq and is a predicted model, not a curated record.